Messenger RNA from Cinclus cinclus, 3528 nucleotides. RefSeq names its product NSE1 homolog, SMC5-SMC6 complex component (gene NSMCE1). Gene Ontology annotation, molecular function: ubiquitin-protein transferase activity. Gene Ontology annotation, biological process: double-strand break repair via homologous recombination; DNA damage tolerance. The record is from RefSeq and is a predicted model, not a curated record. The transcript is spliced from 7 exons. Bases 973 to 1767 code for a protein of 264 amino acids. Gene Ontology annotation, cellular component: nucleus; Smc5-Smc6 complex. Lineage: Eukaryota; Metazoa; Chordata; Aves; Passeriformes; Cinclidae.
CGGGCCGGGCGGUUUUGCGGGCCGUUGCCUCCGUCGGCUGCGGCUGGCCUGGGGACGCGCGGGCGGCGAAGCGGCCAGGCCGGAGCUCAGUCAGAAGCGGGCGGUCGGUCGGUGCUGCGGUCACGGAAUUUCCUGAGCUGCUUUUAAUUACUUCAGGCGCUCUUCGCAACCUGUAGAGGAUUAUUUUCUGUCCGAAUUCACCCGCUCUGGUUGACUGUGCUCAAAUCAGGGAGCAGGAGCUUCGUGUAACAUAGAAUGACAGGCGGCGCUGUGUUUGUCACCCAGCGUUAUUUUCAGGUUUGAGUGACGACAGUGUUGCAAAUUCCGCAGGGGAGGGUACCGGUUAAUGGAAGGUUUGGUAGCGGUUAGUGAAACGUUAGGCGCUCUCUGACCCGUUCAUAACAAGUCAAACCGGCCCAAUGUUUGCUCAGCAACACACUGUGCAGCUUCCAUGAAAACCACACCGGCUGGAGAAGAUCACUGUCAAAGUUUAGAGGCUCAGUAACCACUAGGAGUGCCUAAAGACCCUCCAAGAACACCGUGUGAGACUAACUGUGCAGACUCCAGCGGCUGCUCUCUGUAUCACCUUGAGCCAACUACGCACGUUAAGCAGGAGUCAUUCCCCUGUGUAUCCAGUGGUGCAAUUAAGUAUUGUUUCCUUCUCAAUACUACAUUGGUGUUAGGAAGGAGUUUUAUUUUCGAUUUUGGGUGACAAUAACAUAAUGCUUACGUUGUUCUUUUCUGUAGCCAGAACUAGUUGGACUUUAUCUCUUGCACCCUUCCAGAACCUCAGAGCUGGCCACUCUCUGUAUUCUGAGGACAACAUUGGGAUCUACUUUUUUUGCCCAGUGUAAUAGACUUUAAUUGAAAUCUUGUGUACACUUGGACUGAUGUAUUCUUAAUUUUCAUGAACUUGUGCAUUAAUUCCAGCUUAAACUUCCAGCAGCACUUGAAGUCUAGUGAAACACGGUGAUGGCAGCUCGGAUGACUGAUGCUCAUCGGCGGUUCUUGCAGGUUCUGAUGUCUAAUGGGAUAACAGAAGGAUCAGAGGCCAGGAAAUUACACCAGCGCUGCUGUGAAACGGACAAAGUUUACUAUGCACAUGAUAAACUGGACGACUUCAUCAACACUAUUAAUAGCCACCUGCAGCCUUUGUUUAUGCAGAUCCGGAAAGGAAUAUCAGAAGAUGAUGGGAGAGCACAUUAUGCUGUAGUGAAUUUGGCGGAAACUGAAGUAACUAAAAUGGCAUCUGACUAUACAGAAAUUGAAUUAGAAUUGUUCAGAAAAACAAUGGACCUAAUAAUUUUAUCAGAAAAUGGCUUUGCCUCAUCUACAGAUAUUUUAAACUUGGCUGACCAACUUAAGACAAAGAAAAUGAAGAAAAAGGAAGCAGAACAAGUGCUGAAAGUUUUUGUGGAGGAUAAGUGGCUCUCUGAGAAAAAUGGAGAAUAUACUCUGCAUACCCGUUGCAUAAUUGAGAUGGAACAGUACAUUCUCAGCAACUACCAGGAUGUGGCAAGGAAAUGUAACAUCUGUCACAGCCUCACCAUCCAGAGCCAAGUAUGUGAAUCCUGUGGAAUUGGAAUGCACUUACCUUGUGUCAGAAAGUACUUUAGAGGCCAGACUGAGCCCCGCUGUCCCAAGUGUAAUGAAUUCUGGUGUUGUGACACCCCAGUUUUCUUUACAGGUGUGAGUUGGAUGGGCUCCCAGACUCACCACAGAGCUCCACUCUUGGCCCUAGAUGAUGCCAGUAAAACUUGUCAGUGACAUCUAUUUGCCCCCACUCUGGUAGAACAGCCAGACUGUAUUGUAUUAAUUACUAAAAGUGCUCAGUGCACUCAUUUUCUGAAGUUCUAAGAAUCUUAUAAUAAAACUAUCAUUUAUGUUCCUGUUCCCAGUAAUACCUGCACAGCUUUCUUGGAGGCUGUUUUGUGUUUGUAAUUCUCCAUAUUCUUGGGGUGGGACUCUCAGUGCAUGUUUGGGGAUGAAAGAUGCAAAUGUUUUAGUUGGUCCUGCAGGCUGUUAUGUGCAGCUGAACUCUUAAAGGAAGCCUUUCUCAGCAAGUGCUCCCUGUUUGUAUAAGGACAGUACAAAUUCUGUUGCACAAUGGAAAUGACACCUGCUGUAGCAUCUCAAGCAGGUGAAAAAUAUGUGCAAGACAGCUGUCUGAGUCUCUGACCUAUGGCUGGAGCUGGAACAGUUCUAGCUGGCACUGUGGUUGUGUUUUGUCCCUUCUUUAGAUGCAGAAGAAUUUGUCUUGACAUAAGGCCAGGUCACAAGCAGCUGUGCUCUGUAAGGAGGGGAUAUUGCUACAGAAGGAUUGGGAAGCAGUAGGACUGGACUUGGGGCAAUGCUAACUUAUGUCUGCAAAGUGCUGAAAAAAUUACCAUAUUGAGAUUCCUUAGGUUUUUAGUCCUUGCACUUCUGUCUCCAGUUUUAAGUAAGAAUGUUUUUUCCAUUAAGAGGGACUUGGAAAGGAACCAAGGACUGGCUAUUGCCAGACACCAGAGUGAAAUGGCAGCAUUCUUGUCCUUGGUAGAGAUGUGUGAUACUGCAGAAGAGCUGUGGCAGCAGUUCAGGUGAUGGUUAAUCAAAGUAUAAUUAAACUUCAGGUUAUCUAACUGCAAUUAAACUAUGGAUUAACUUCACUUAUGUUCUAGGCUUUAACAUGAUGUUGUGGUUUAGGAAUGGUACUCCCCAAAUUAGUGUUCCCACCAAAAUGCUCCAAACCACAAGAUGCUUGCUCGCUCCCUCCUCCCUCUGCCUUUCCCCUCAUAGACUGGAGAAGUGGGAGGCCCAAAAUAUAAAGAUCAUGAGUUGCAAUAAGAACGAUUUACUGGAAACAGCAAUGGAACAAGAAAAUGAGCAGUAAUAGCAACAGUAUCAAUAACUAAGUGUACAAGAGAGACAAAAGAUUAAUGCAAAAAGAUUGAUACAGAGAUUCAAUCACUAAGACACCAAGGAGCCCCUUCCUGUCGUCUGGGUCCCCCCUGCCCCCCGCUGGCAGCAGUGGCAGGCUAAGUUGGUACAGAAUAACCUCUGGGUCUGGGCCAUGCCCUUCCUGGCUACUGCAAAAAUUAACCCUAUCCUGCCCAGAACCAGGACAUGAGUAACUUUUUCCAUGCAGGAGAUUAGUGCCUUGCUUGGUGUUACCUUAAUUUUUUAAUGGAUUGAACCUUUAGGUAGAACCAUCUCUCUAGCUAACUCCAGGGUUUAAUGUCAGUAAAUCCAAGUAGAAAAUAACACUGACCUGGUUUUUCAGACAGAGGCUCAGGCAGUGCCCUGGCAGUGCCUGUACACAGGCUGUUUCUGUUCCUGCACACACAGGACAAAAACUUUGUCACAGACUGGGCUCUUUAGGAGUUAUUGGAAACAUUAACAAAAAUGAAGUGGCUACAGCAUCAUCUUUCCACUUACCCAUUGAGACUACCUCUCCAUGCUUUAGCAAAAGUUCAUUGGUUUUUGGUUUUGCUCCCCCUCUAACCUCUCUUGAGAGAUGCUACUUCCCUGAUUUUUAAUUUCAGCGCU